CUCCCUCCCUCCCUCCUCGCCCGCAUUCCGGGUCUGCUGUUUGUUGCGGGGCGAGCCGAUUCCUGGUCGGAUUGCCGGGGCGCGGGCGCAUGUGGCGAUUGCGCCCGAUAAGCUGCGGCUAUUUCUGGGCGCUUCGCUGUUCGGGCCGGCCGUUACAGCUGGGGGGAAUCGCGGGAAUUCAGGAUCCUUGCCCCGGGUGGAUCUCGGAGUGUUCAGGAGACGUCGCGCCCCCUGUUUUCUUCUCGUUUUCGCCGCGAGAUUUGGGUUCCUGCCGCUCCUUUUGCUGGCCUUGCUCUCUCUUCUCUAUCUCGUCCUUGUAGUACUGGUUGGGAUCCCGUAUUCAGGCAGGCGCCGCUCGAUUUGAUUUGGUUGGGGAAGUUUCUAGGUCAAUCUUUCCCAUGGCCGCCUCCAUCGCGGCCUCGGCCUUCUUCCCGGGGUCGCCGGCGCCGGCGCCAGCCGCGCCCAAGAACGGCCUCGGAGAGCGGCCCGAAAGCCUGGACGUCCGCGGAGUCGCCGCGAAGCCAGGAUCCUCGUCGAAUGCCGUGAGGGCAGGCAAGACGCGCGCCCACGCUGCCGUCCCCAAGGUGAACGGAGGGGGCAAGUCGGCGGUGGCAGAUGGGGAGCACGAGACCGUGCCCUCCUCGGUGCCGAGGACGUUCUAUAACCAGCUCCCCGACUGGAGUAUGCUCCUCGCGGCCAUCACGACCAUCUUCUUGGCCGCCGAGAAGCAGUGGACGCUGCUCGACUGGAAGCCCAAACGCCCUGACAUGCUUUCUGAUACUUUUGGCUUUGGCCGGAUCAUACAUGACGGGCUCAUGUUCAGGCAGAACUUCUCCAUUAGGUCCUAUGAGAUUGGGGCGGAUAGGACGGCGUCUAUAGAAACGAUGAUGAACCAUUUGCAGGAAACUGCUCUUAAUCAUGUGAAGACUGCUGGGCUGCUAGGUGAUGGAUUCGGCUCCACACCAGAGAUGAGUAAACGAAACUUGUUCUGGGUGGUUAGCCAAAUGCAGGCCAUCGUCGAGCGUUAUCCAUGCUGGGGUGAUACUGUUGAAGUAGAUACAUGGGUUAGUGCUAAUGGUAAAAAUGGAAUGCGUCGGGAUUGGCAUAUACGUGAUUCUAUAACAGGCGACACGAUACUGAAGGCAACAAGUAAAUGGGUGAUGAUGAACAAGCUUACGAGGAAACUUGCAAGAAUUCCAGAUGAAGUCCGGACUGAAAUAGAGCCUUACUUUUUUGAGCGAUCUGCUAUUCUUGAUGAAGACAACCGCAAACUUCCAAAACUACCAGAGGAUAAAAGUACUGCAGCAAAUUAUGUCCGAACAGGACUGACUCCUCGGUGGGCUGAUCUUGAUAUAAAUCAGCAUGUCAAUAAUGUUAAAUACAUCGCAUGGAUUCUUGAGAGUGCACCGAUCUCUAUUCUUGAGAACCAUGAAUUGGCCAGCAUUGUGCUUGAUUACAAAAGGGAGUGUGGCCGGGAUAGUGUGCUGCAGUCACACACCACCGUGCACACUGAUUGCAACAGUGAGUCUGGAGAAACAACCUUGCACUGUGAGCAUGUGCUGAGCCUUGAAUCAGGUCCGACCAUGGUGAAAGCCCGGACCAUGUGGAGGCCGAAGGGAACCAAGGCCCAAGAAACAGUAGUUCUUUCUUCAUUGUGAAGUGUGCGAGAUGAAAUGGUGAUUUUGGCAGAAAAACAAUUUGGUAAAAUCAGUGUGGUUCCUAGCGUCCUCUAUUGGAAGGAAGGCACCCAAGGCAUACAUGGAUGCUAUGUUAUAAUCUCAUAGCUAAGCUAAUUUAAAUAUAAAGUGUCUGAAGAUAGAGGAGAUAUUCAACAAUGGAGGAGACGAGAAGCAGAGAUCUGGAAGACGGAGGAGGCCUCCUGCCAUGGUUUGUGGUUUCUGUUUUUUCCUUUGAUUCCUUCUUUCCUAUGACGAAAUCUUGGGUUGCACAAACGGGUGUUGUAAGUAUUGAUUUGUAGUUACUGUACGACGGGGAGCGAGUGGCGAGUGCUUCCCAUACAUGUCGCCUCUGGGGCUAUGUCCAUAUGUUAUGAGCCCCUUGGAAACAGCUUUGUCCCAGCCACAUUCGUUCAGAGAACUAAGCUCGUAUAUUGUAUUUAUUGAUAUUUAAUUUGGUAUUAUUCUUCUCCUGGCUGCUAAA
Molecule: messenger RNA, 2160 nt
Organism: Panicum hallii
Lineage: Eukaryota; Viridiplantae; Streptophyta; Magnoliopsida; Poales; Poaceae
Product: palmitoyl-acyl carrier protein thioesterase, chloroplastic-like
Exons: 7
Coding region: 399-1658 (419 amino acids)
Biological process (GO): fatty acid biosynthetic process
Molecular function (GO): fatty acyl-[ACP] hydrolase activity; acyl carrier activity
Source: RefSeq, a predicted model, not a curated record